This is a messenger RNA of Fusarium oxysporum Fo47, 2157 nucleotides long. Its product is annotated as transcription factor domain-containing protein. The record is from RefSeq and is a predicted model, not a curated record. The transcript is spliced from 7 exons. The coding region runs from base 1 to 2157 and encodes 718 amino acids. Gene Ontology annotation, biological process: DNA-templated transcription; regulation of DNA-templated transcription. NCBI's taxonomy places the organism in Eukaryota, Fungi, Ascomycota, Sordariomycetes, Hypocreales, Nectriaceae. Gene Ontology annotation, molecular function: DNA-binding transcription factor activity, RNA polymerase II-specific; zinc ion binding; DNA binding.
AUGGACCUCACUAGCACGUUUGGCUCUAACGCUUGCUCUGAGCCAUCUCCAGCUCAAGACCAGAAGUAUACGGUGGAAAAGCGUUCUAUUCGUUGUGAUCGCGCCAAGCCUUGCCAUCAAUGCUCAGAUCGAAGCAUUCAAUGCACAUACCCUACGACCAUCACAGCUCGCCCGAAGCGCAAGCGUAACCCUGCUACCACCGAACAAUUUCACAGGAAGAUUGAUGAAAUCUUAGACAAGAUAGACCGUAUCAAUCUGGCGAUCGGAAAUACCCCCUUGUCCUCAGUUUCCGUCUCACAGUCUCCAGAUAAUACUUUCUCCCUUCCGUUGCACAAUGCGUCUCCCUGUACCGACACGGUCGACAAAGUAAUAGACUCGACUCAAGGUUCUUUGCUGAUAGAAGACUGUCAAGUUAGUCAAACCUCUUCUGAGUCUGGCUUAGAAGACGAUGACCACUUGGCAACACAAGCUACCUUUGCCACCAAUUAUCUGCAGUUCACUAUCGAGAAUCACCUCCCCAAGGUUCCUGCAGAGGUAAAAUCAAGCUUGGAUGCCUUGAAAAGGAUUGUGGGAAGACCCGAUGACCAAACUGUAAAUCCUCAACCUGUCUUCUCGCGCAUUGGCGUCAGUCGGGACGAUCUACGUCUGCCUCCCAUAUGGUUGGGAAUGCUGGCUAUCCAGAAGGUGAAGGACAUUCCUUCCCUGGAUCUAUCGUGCUUGCUUGAGUUCAAUGACGUCAGCCAUUUCAUUGAUUACUUCUUGAAUGGCUAUUCCGAAAAGGCCUCCCUUACAGAUUUAGUCAUUUUGCAUUGUGGGCUAUAUGACAUCUUCGUACACUACGGCCAUGUUGAAACAGACCUAGCGUUGAAAGAGGAACUCUUUGCUGCUCUUUCACUGUGCCGUACUAAUCUUGAUACAAUGCUGGCAAAUCUUCCCUUCAACUUGCCUUGUAACAUCCAUACCACCAGAGCUCUACUUAUGACGGCUUGUUAUUAUUUAAACGAAUGCAAAAUGUCUCUCGCUUGGAAUCACAUUGCCUCUGCCGCUCAAAUGUGCUUCAAGUUAGGGCUUCACACUGAUCUAUCAUUCAGUCCUGGAUCACAAGACGCUCGCUCAUCUAGGGCAAGGUUAUUUUGGUUCAUUUACAUGCUUGAUAAGAUACUGUCCCUGCGGCUUAACCGACCGUUUGUUAUUGACGACAGGAAUGUGUCAGCACGAUUAGAUUGUAUCGAGAUGAUCAGCGGGAAUAGGCUUUGUCGUAUCAUACCAAAGUGGAUUAAGAUUUCAAUGAUGCACGGUAAGGUAUAUCAUGAUAUAUACUCAGCCAAGGCUUUACUAGAACUACAAGACGUACGAGAAGCGCGAGCUCGAAGCCUGGCAAAUGAACUGGAAACCCUUUUUCACUCAACGGAUCCAGUGGAAGAUCAAUUUCUCGAGACCAUGGGCCAGAAACUGGGAAAUUCCGUGGUAGAUGUUCAGCGAAGUGCCGACCUAGUCUCCCACCUGUCGUGCCUCACUUUGAUAUAUCGCAGCAUCCAGCCUACUGAAGCUUCUAACACAGCCUUCUCAGAAGAGUGUCUCGCAACCGCCAGGAAGUGCCUCGAACAACAACGGGCUUGCUUGGCCCAACUUGAAGGGGUUUCACCCUUCUCUCUUGAUAUAUACACUCAAUGGGCUAUUAUUGGAUGGCCGUUUGUACCGUUCGUGGUUAUGUUCUGCAAUACGAUCGAAACUCGCGAUUCUACUCGACUGGCUGAGUUGUUAGGCGUCAUAGAGCCUUUGAAGGCUAUACAGAGUAUCUUACCAACGACUUACAAGAAGCAAUUGCGGCUGCUUAUGGUCAUGUACGACGUCGCGAGCAAAUACCUCGACUCUCGAUCUGAUAUGGCGCAAACGAUGGGGUUUCCAUUGGACACUCCGUUCAAUCUUCUGUUUUCGCAAGUCGGCAGGUCUGUACCAAGCCAUGACGCGCAGAUGCAGCAGGAUAUUAAUGAAAGCCGAGAUUACAACAUACCGGAGCAGACUGCACCUUUGGGAACUUCACAGGCAACUCAAAUGGAUUAUCAAGGAUUGCAAAACAUCGACUACGGCAGCCAGUUAGGGCAUUGGUUUGAAUACAACCAGCAGGUACUUCAAGCGUUGGAAGGUAACUUUUAG